AAAUCGCGAUGCCGUAGAUGAUGCAACUUGCCCACAGAUUGUCGAAAUUAUCUUCUAUAAAACUAUCAAAAUCUGACAUAUCGCAACAAUAUAUAUCAUUUCAAGAUUGGCAUUAAAGAGAAAUGAUGGCUUCCGUUGAAAAGUUGGAAACUAUGAGUCUAACUGAGAGAUAUACCUCCGAGAAGGAGGGUUGUGAUACUUCUGGAGAUGGGACUGAAGCUAAGCCUUUCAAGACCAUCAUCCAAGCCAUGAGACAUGUUGGAAAAGAACCCUUUCCCAACAUCUAUGUAGACGCCAAGCCUGACCCAGAUGCUGCUGAGGGACAAGGGGAUGGCAAGAGAUGGGAUCUUGCCGCCAAGUCACAGUUGAAAAAGGUCACAAAAAUCUGGCAACGAGAACAGCAGAAGUCUAAGGAGAAGGAGAAGAAAGAGGCAGAAGAUGCGGAACGUAGGAAGAAGAACUUGGAUGAAGCCAAGGGCAUUGUUAUUGAAGAAGAUAAAAGCCUUCCACAGGCUACUUUGGUCAAAAUCCGUGAUACGGAGGCGUAUCGAGACAAAAGAAUCAAAGUAAAUGGAUGGGUCCAUCGUCUUAGGAGACAAGGAAAAGCCAUGAUGUUUGUAGUGCUUCGUGAUGGUACUGGUUUCCUCCAGUGUGUCUGUAGUGAUAAGCUAUGUCAAACAUACGAUGCCUUGGUGCUCUCUACCGAAUCAACAGUUUGCAUGUACGGAACACUCAAAGUUGUGCCAGAGGGAAAAACAGCACCAGGUGGUCAUGAGCUUGACGUAGAUUACUGGGAGUUGAUAGGCCUUGCCCCUCCUGGAGGUGCUGAUAACCUGCUCAACGAGGAUGCCCAUGUAGAUGUACAACUGGAUAACAGGCACAUGAUGAUCAGAGGAGAAAACACUGCCAAGAUAUUGAAGAUGCGCUCGAUUCUAAUGAAAUGUUUUAGGGACCACUACUAUGACAGGGGAUACUUUGAGGUUACCCCACCUACGAUGGUGCAAACUCAAGUUGAAGGCGGCAGUACUCUAUUCAAAUUGGAUUACUUUGGUGAAGAGGCGUUCCUCACCCAAUCUUCGCAGUUAUAUCUAGAGACGUGUAUACCUGCAAUAGGUGAUGUCUACUGUAUUGCUGAAUCAUAUCGUGCGGAAAUGUCUAGAACUAGGAGACAUUUAGCAGAGUAUACCCAUAUUGAAGGAGAAUGUCCAUUCAUCAGCUUUACAGAUCUGCUCGAGCGACUUGAGGACUUAGUUUGUGAUACAGUAGACAGAGUCAUCAAGUCUCCACAUUCUUCUCUGCUAUAUGACCUUAACCCUGACUUCAAACCACCCAAGCGACCAUUCAAACGCAUGGAAUACAUUGACGCAAUCAAGUACUUGAAGGAACACAACAUUACUAAGGAUGAUGGGACAUUCUAUGAAUUUGGCGAGGAUAUACCAGAGGCACCUGAGAGAAGAAUGACGGAUGAAAUCAACGAACCAAUCUUCCUCAUACGAUUCCCAGCUGAGAUCAAGUCUUUCUACAUGCAGAGGUGUGCUGAUGAUACGAGGCUAACAGAAUCGGUGGAUCUACUCUUGCCUGGUGUUGGUGAGAUUAUUGGUGGGUCAAUGAGGACAUGGAAUGAACAGGAGUUGUUAGAGGGAUAUGAAAGAGAAGGCAUUGAUCCUACACCUUAUUAUUGGUACACUGAUCAGCGAAAGUAUGGUACUUGCCCACACGGUGGAUAUGGUCUUGGUCUUGAGAGGUUCCUUACGUGGCUACUCAACAGACAGCACAUACGAGAAGUCUGCCUCUACCCAAGAUUUGUCGAACGAUGCAAGCCCUAGAUUCUCUGCAUUAUAUUCAUAAGGAAUAGAAUUGAUAUGAACUUUAAAUAAGAUUCCUUAAUCAAAUGAGCACAUACAAGAAGUCUGCCUAUACCCAAGAUUUGUGGAACGAUGCAAAUCUUGGGUUUCAAUUUCAGUUUAUUUUCAAUCAAAUGAUUGUUGGUUAAAACAAUGUGCUAUGAUGUCUUGAUAUUUAGGCCAUAUUUAUUUCAGUAUUUCUCUCCUCUUUGUAGCUUUCUGUGGAAUGCUUUUAGCAAUGUUACAUUAUCCUGAUCAAGGUCACCAACAUGAUUGAUCUAAUAAAGUAUAUCAAAGAUA
Molecule: messenger RNA, 2144 nt
Organism: Lineus longissimus
Lineage: Eukaryota; Metazoa; Nemertea; Pilidiophora; Heteronemertea; Lineidae
Product: asparagine--tRNA ligase, cytoplasmic-like
Exons: 12
Coding region: 123-1826 (567 amino acids)
Biological process (GO): asparaginyl-tRNA aminoacylation
Cellular component (GO): cytoplasm
Molecular function (GO): ATP binding; nucleic acid binding; asparagine-tRNA ligase activity
Source: RefSeq, a predicted model, not a curated record